AAACCAGGCUGAUGAGCACAGGGCAGCCUGCCCCGUGGAGCGGAAAAGCCGCCACAGAGAGGGUAGGGUCCAGGGGAGCGGCAAGCCCCCCCCCCCCAGGCUCCCAGAACUCUAGGAACAAGCUUUGGGGCGAGGAAAACGAAGGUGUUAUUUCUCUCUGCCGUUCACUUAAUUGUGUGGUCUUGGGCCUCAGUUUCCUCAUCUGAAAAAUGGGACAUGAAAGCCUACAUCAAGAAUUAAAAAGAAGAAAAAGAAUCGGCAAGUGAGGGUGUCUGCCCUUGGAAAGACCCCAGUACAGGGGCUUCCGUUAUGAUUCUCGUUCUCACUGGCAUCCUUUUCUGCAAGUGGGGCUAACCCAGGAGCACUCAGCUCCUAGGUGGCGAUGGGGCCAAAGGAGGCCGCGCUUGUGAAACCCUGCGGGCCGGCCCAGCGCUGACUGCGGAGCGUGGUAGUUGCUCAGUCACAACUGUGGUACAAACCUCCAUGAGCCGGUCCCACACAGCCCUGCUGGGCCUGGGCCUGCUGCUCAUGCUGCUACUGUACCUGGGGCUGCCAGGCCCCCCUGAGCACACUUCCUGGCUCUGGGGCGACCCCAAUGUCACAAUCCUGGCCGGUCUCACCCCUGGCAACUCCCCCAUCUUUUACCGCGAGGUGCUCCCACUCCACCGGGCACGAAGGGUGGAGGUGGUGCUGCUCCACGGGAAAGCCUUCACCUCGCGCACGUGGGAGCAGCUGGGCACGCUGCAGCUGCUGGCGCACAGGGGCUACCGGGCCGUGGCCCUUGACCUCCCAGGUGAGAGCCCCGCCCUGGUCUGGGGAGGCAGCCGGCAGCAGGUCCAAGGGGUGGCUUCCCAGAGGGGGACGUGGGGGGGAAGAAAGCCCUGAGAUGUGGCCAGUUGCAUCUGGACCCCUGUAUGUGGACGAGCAGUGACAGGUCACAAUACAAGAUGGCACAGGAAAAGGUCUCUCUGUAUUUCCUACCUGUAAACGUGGGGAUUGUUGCACAUCACCAAGCAAGUGGACCGUGCCUCACUUCAGGGGGAGACCUCACCAUAUUUUUUAUGACCAACCAGAGAGCUUUUUGGUGUGUUUUUUUUUUAGCUGUCAAAGGCUUUAUGCUAUCACUCUUGACAUUAAAAAAUCAAACAAGCCCUGGCUGGUUUGGCUGAGUGGAUAGAGU
Molecule: messenger RNA, 1180 nt
Organism: Myotis brandtii (Brandt's bat)
Lineage: Eukaryota; Metazoa; Chordata; Mammalia; Chiroptera; Vespertilionidae
Gene: ABHD14A
Product: abhydrolase domain containing 14A
Exons: 3
Coding region: 484-885 (133 amino acids)
Cellular component (GO): cytoplasm
Source: RefSeq, a predicted model, not a curated record